AUGGUAAUCUCGGCCGAGCCGCCCCCCCCGGAUCCCGUCGCCGAAGCCGCGGCGGUGGAGGCGGCGGCGGCCGCGGCCACGUCGAACGCCCGCCAGGCCGCCGCGUUCUCCUCGUUCCCGUCGCUCAAGGCGUGGGGGAGCCACCGGGCCCUGCGCUGCGCCCACGUCAACCGCGCCGGUGACGCCACCGCCAGGCGCUCCCCGGGUAAGCUCGCCGUGGUCGAGGAGAAGGCGCUGAGCCAUCUCCACGAGGUGGAAGCAGGGAGCAGCGACGCCGCCGACGCGGACCACGUGGCGGCGGCGGAGGAGGCCGCCGCCCCCGCCUUGCCACCGUGGAAGCUGCGCACCCGGCGGCGCUCCAAGGUGGCGGCGCCGUCCGCGAGCAUGUCGCCGCCGCCGCCGCACGAGCGGAGGCCGUCGCGGGCCUGCGCGGAGGCCCUGGACCGGGCGCGGUUCUCCGUGACGCUCACGAGCGAGGAGAUCGAGGAGGACAUCUACUCCGUGACGGGCGCGCGGCCGCGCCGCCGCCCUAGGCGGCGGCCUCGCCGCGUGCAGAAGCAGCUCGAUAUGCUAUUCCCCGGCUCGUGGCUGUCGGAGAUCACCGCCGAGACCUACCGGGUGCCGGAUGACCAGUGA
Miscanthus lutarioriparius is the source of this 636-nucleotide messenger RNA. Lineage: Eukaryota; Viridiplantae; Streptophyta; Magnoliopsida; Poales; Poaceae. The record is from the annotation of a GenBank genome assembly.